CUUGGAAACUAACACAGGGACUUAAAUCUGGUAAUCCAUUAAAAUUCCGAUGGUAAUGGCCAAUGCGCGUUCCCGCGCCAUAUGAGCUCCUUCUCUGCAUCGCUGCAUCUAGAGAGAGAAACUUAGGUCGUGGGCUUUGCCAAUGGAGAGAUCCAAGGCGAAGCAGCUCUCGUUCAUCACGGUGCCUUCGCAGAUCAUUCAUCCGCUCACCUCUUCUUCUUUCCAAGGGCUUCUCCUUUUGCCGAAGAAGUCAUCUCGGCAGCAGCCGUUGUGCUGGCUUCUCUCCGCCGCAAGAAACCCUAGAACCUCAAUACUUGCCUUUCUCUUCAUCUUCUCUUUGUUUGGAUUGAUUGCUAUAGGUCUUCGCCUGGACCAUUUGCUACACUUCUCUCCUCUCCCCUGUGCCACCUCCGGGCAAGAUGGGAGCUCGAAACCCUCUUACUUGGAGAAAGCGGAGGCAGUGAAGAUAACAAUAGAGCAGCAGGGAGAGGAGUUUUGGAAGCAACCUGAGGGAAUGGGCUACCAGCCAUGCCUGCACUUUAGCAGGGAGUACCGGCGUGCGAGCGAGGAUAUUCGCCGUGACCAUCGCCGGAAGUAUCUUAUGGUGGUGGUUUCCGGGGGUAUGAACCAGCAGAGGAACCAGAUUGUCGAUGCCGUUGUCAUCGCGCGCAUUCUCGGAGCUUCCUUGGUUGUUCCUAUUCUUCAGGUUAACGUUAUCUGGGGAGAUGAAAGUGAGUUCUCAGAUAUCUUUGAUCUUGAUCAUUUAAAGAAAGCGCUGGCCGACGAUGUUAGGGUUGUUUCCUCUUUACCUUCCACACAUUUGAUGACGAGGCCGGUGGAGGAGAAGAGGACUCCCCUCCAUGUUUCUCCACAGUGGAUUCGAUCUAGGUAUCUGCGGCGGCUUAAUAGAGAGGGUGUUUUGCUACUAAGAGGAUUGGAUUCCAGGCUUUCAAAGGAUCUCCCUCCUGAUCUCCAGAAGUUACGCUGCAAGGUUGCAUUUCAAGCUUUGAGAUUUGCCACCCCAAUUGUUGAAUUAGGAAACAGGUUAGCAGAGAGGAUGAGAAGCAAGGGUCCAUAUCUUGCUCUCCAUCUUCGAAUGGAGAAGGAUGUCUGGGUGCGAACCGGUUGUCUUCCUGGGCUGAGCUAUGAAUAUGAUGAUAUUAUUCAUGAAGAGCGGAAGCUAAGGCCGGAGCUUCUUACAGCAAGAUCAAACAUGACCAAUGAGGAGCGCAAGCUUACUGGUCUUUGCCCCUUGAAUGCUUUGGAAGUGACUAGGCUUCUCAAAGCGCUUGAUGCACCAAGAAAUACAAUGAUAUACUGGGCUGGAGGGGAACCACUUGGUGGGAUGGCUGUCUUGGAGCCUCUGAAGAAAGAAUUUCCUUUCCUAUACAACAAAGAGAACCUUUCCUUGCCUGGUGAACUGGAGCCAUUUAUCCAAAAGGCCUCACUUCUUGCAGCCAUUGAUUACAUAGUCUGCGAGAAAAGCAAUGUUUUCAUGCCUUCUCAUGGAGGUAAUAUGGGCCACAUGAUUCAGGGGCAUAGAGCUUUUGCUGGGCACAAGAAGUUCAUAACCCCAAACAAGCGCCAUAUGCUCCCUUUCUUCUUGAAUAAAUCACUUCCAGAAACAGAGUUCAAUAGGAUUGUCAAAGAAUUACACCAGGGAUCUCUUGGGCAACCUGAAUUCAGGACAGACAAGAUUGGGAAGGAUGUGACUGCAUAUCCAGUUCCUGAGUGUAUGUGCAAUUCUACUUCAACAAGGAUCAAAACUGUAAAAUCAUUCAAAGGUUGAGGAUGAUUCUUUUGCCUGAGAAAUUUUUACAUUAGGAUUCGGAUUGCGAUUCUCUUUCAAGAACCUCUUCGAAUAUAUAAUGAAAUUCAAAUUGGGCGCAUCAUUGAAGGGGAAGAUCUGCUGGUGAAAAGUACAGAGGAGAAAUACUUGAACAUGUGAUCAAUGGAGUUCUACCUAGAGGCAAGAAAUACUUGUCUUCGUUGGAGUAAUUUACAAAUCCUGUGUUGAGGUUAUUUAAUUCUUUUUGAAAUAUUUAUGUACAGAUGUUUAUUGUGAGGGAUGGUUUUCUACUUGGAGUUUUUUUUUUUCUUUUUUCUAUAGAUUGUAUUCAUCAGUAUGGAUCUCCCGUAGCAUUGUUUGUGCAUACAUUUGUUAUUCCUCAGCAUCAUUUGGAAAGGAGAAGAUAAGGUCAUUUUAUGUUUUUAA
Messenger RNA from Dendrobium catenatum, 2215 nucleotides. Its product is annotated as O-fucosyltransferase 20. Lineage: Eukaryota; Viridiplantae; Streptophyta; Magnoliopsida; Asparagales; Orchidaceae. Gene Ontology annotation, cellular component: cytoplasm. The record is from RefSeq and is a predicted model, not a curated record. The coding region runs from base 143 to 1789 and encodes 548 amino acids. The transcript is spliced from 6 exons.